GGUAAACAGUACACCCACCCUAUCUUAUCGCAGCCAGAAAGUGACCGCAUUGACUGGUGCCCAGUUGGUCCGCUCCUCUAGGCACCUUCCCGUCCCAAGAUCGCAAGACUCCGGACAGAGACGAUUACCUUAUACUUAACUUGUUGUUCAACUGCUUGGUGUCCGCGCAAACACCUCUGGUUCAGGAAAACACCAUCUUCCACCCAGGUCGUGUGCGUGCUUUCGUUUCCCGUCUCGCCAUUCUCACAGAGCGCCCCACCAACUCCUCCCACCAGACACCCCGCCAGAGAUCGGACAAGAUGCUAAAGAUUUGGUCUAUGAAGAAGGAGCAGCAGAAGGCUGAAAAUGCCGACGCUGCGGGUGGCAAGAAGAAGAAGGUGACUGCCGCGCAACUUCGUGUGCAGAAAGAUCUCUCGGAACUAUCUCUCGGAUCAACGAUGAAGACCGACUUCCCUGACGCUGACGAUAUUCUCCACUUCACGCUUACGAUCGAGCCCGAUGAGGGCAUGUACCGGACCGGACGAUUCACCUUCACAUUUGACAUCAACCAAAACUUCCCUCACGAGCCGCCAAAAGUCCGAUGCAAGGAGAAGAUCUACCACCCUAAUAUCGAUCUGGAGGGCAAGGUUUGCCUGAACAUUCUGCGGGAAGACUGGAAGCCCGUUCUCAACUUGAACGCGGUCAUCGUCGGACUCCAAUUCCUGUUCCUCGAACCGAAUGCCUCUGACCCUCUGAAUAAGGAGGCUGCCGAUGAUCUAAGACUCAACCGCGAGGGAUUCAAGCGCAAUGUCCGGACCGCGAUGGGCGGUGGCACCGUCCAAGGGCAGAGCUACGACCGUGUGUUGAAAUAAGAUUUGCAACAGCAAGGAGAUAGCGUCCAUCUCGCUGCUGGACUUUUCUCUAACGACAUGACCCUUUGGCGAGACAAGAGGCCAGCCCGGAUUUGAUACCAGAGACGGACGGACAGGCUGCUGGUUCGCGGAAGGGUGGAAUGCGUAUCUGAAGGGUCGGUGGGCAUCAAAAGCAAGCAUCGUCGUCAGGCGUUUGGGGAGACAAGAUUACAAGUUACAACAGGUCAAGGUUCUGGCAAGGCAUCAAGCCCAGUUUAGAGAUAGCACUAGCGAGGGCGCAGCACAGAAGGGUCCGUUGGUGCGCUCUGGAAGGCGGAAGUCAGACUGAAGACGAAGAUGUGGUGACCAGCGGGAGGAAGUGAUGAG
Molecule: messenger RNA, 1217 nt
Organism: Colletotrichum scovillei
Lineage: Eukaryota; Fungi; Ascomycota; Sordariomycetes; Glomerellales; Glomerellaceae
Product: ubiquitin-conjugating enzyme
Exons: 4
Coding region: 300-851 (183 amino acids)
Source: RefSeq, a predicted model, not a curated record